AUGUCAGAGUGUCUUAGAUUGUUUUCACAGGAGUUUGAGAAUUUGAUUCAGCGAACCAAUUCCAAACCCAUAAUCACUUACGAGGAAUUCGAUUUCAACCAAUUGAUUAACUACCUAGAACAACUCGACAUCUUGAACAAAUUACAACAACAUUUAUCCGAAUCAAUGUCCUCUGAAGAGGCACAAUCAAUUGACAAAAUCAAGACCCUACUUGAUAAAUUGUUUACUAUUGCAAGAAUACAAGAUUUCCUUUCUGAUGAGUUAAGUUACUUCAUUGUAAACCUCCAUCUCAGUGAAUUCAUUCACACUCAUUUUCCAAGAGAAAUGGAGCAGUAUACUUCAAUUCUAAUGAAAAUCUCGAUUUAUAAUUUGGUUGAAGAUUCCUAUUUGUCAAACUUACUAGAUGACUCACUCUCUUCCAAGUCUCGGGCAUGGUUAAGUACCAAUAUCCUCAUAAAUACAGCCCAUAAUUUCAACGUAAGCACUUAUAUCAAUAUGGUUAAUCCUAAAAAUCAUGCCAAAUUCCAAAAGUUAUUACAAGAGAAUCUGGAUUUUACAAACAUAAUAUGCUUGAUGACAUUGUUCAAGAAGUUAAAAGUAGAUCACUUAUUUCUUGCAGGGUUACCUCAAUCUUUCCUACCUAUGGAUCAAAUCAAAUACAUUACCAACUACAAUCCAAGUUUUAGGAAUCUAAUUAGUUGUUCAAUUACUUCCAAGGCGAUCAUACUCCCGGAUUGUCCAGACUGUUUUAUUCAACCAAAAGAAUCAAAACUGCUAGUCUUAUGGAUGAACGAUAAAAAGAGUUUUAUUCCUUGUUUAAUCAAUCUCCACACCCUUUCCAAUUAUUUGGCAUUAUCAGAUUCCACACUCCGAAUAAAAUUUGAAUGCAUGAACUCAAGACGUACUCGUUCAGGUAGCCUUCUGAACCCAGAGUAUUUACAAUCGUUCUCUAUUGUAAAGGAAAGAACUGAAUUUCUUACCGAUAUUGAGAUCGAGUUAAAGUUACAACAGCAACUGCAAUUCAAUUGGUUGGUUUCAUAUUUAAGUCAAAACAAGUCAAACAAGACAAACAAGACCAGGAAGAUCUCUAUUAAUUCUUUGAUCCAUGUUUCCGAGUCACAAGUUAUGCCUGAUACAAAUGAAACUACAGAUAGUUUGGUAACAGAUGAGGUUAUCACUAGCUCUGUCCUUACCAGAACAAAUUCUACAGAUACACAUUCUGCAGAGAUUACUAGUUUAGAGAAAAACGAAGAGACAGUUCCAAAAAGAAGUCCAGUAAGAAGUUCAGGAUCAAUUAGAAAACGUCCAAAGUCUCUGGUCAAAACUCCACAGAAUCAUCUCAAAUCAGAGCUUGCAAAGUACAGAGGGAUAGACCAAGCUAAAGAGAUGGUUCAACCUAUUUCGACUCAAGAUAUACUUUUAGCAACCAACAGUCAAGUUUCUAAACGUUUGAACAACUAUAAUUUGCCAGGAGCUGCUAAUAAACAACUUCCUAUUUCCACCGUAAGCGACGAAAUCUGUGCAACAUCUACAGCUAAUAACACCAUCCUUCCCAGAGAAUUUACCGAUAUAGAUUUGAAUCAAACCACAUGUCCCACCAUUGGUUCGGCCUACGAUGUCAUGAAUGAAAGUUUGAAACUCUUAUCUUCUAAUCUUAUCAACAAACUCAAACUGCUUGAAUUUAACAUUCUUAAGAAGCAAAAUCAAUUGCAACAAGAACUAGAUAAUGCCUUUGCUAAAAUUGAACAUCAACACAAAAUUAAACUACAAGAAAUUCAACAAUAUUACAAACAAGAAUGUGAAAAAAUUCUUAAAUAAUUACCUUCUCUACUAUAAAUACCAUAUAUACACCUAUUUAGUUUGAAUUUAUCUUCUAAAACCCAAGAACUUAAAUAUUUCACGAGCAAAAGCUGGGGGAUUAUCAAGAUACAAGUGAUGUCCAGCGUUUGGUAAUAUACUGAAACUAGCCAAUUUCUUUUCUGAUUUCUUGAUAGAUAAUUCAUUAAUUUCAUUAACCAUUUCCAACCCAGCUUCAUCAUUCAUCCAAUCUUUAUCUCCAUAUACCCACAAAGUUGGGAUACCCAUGGCAACAAACUUUUCAGGACAUCUAUCCAACAAUGGCAAUUUAGCCAAUGCACCAACUCCCAACACCCUAGUAAGGGCAUAUUCACCAGAUCCUUUACCAUUGAAGAUUCUGUACAUGUAAUCAUGAACAUUUUGGAAAUGUUGCUGAUCUUGAUAAUAAACAUGAGCAAAUCUAUGGGUUGUCCAUCCAGAAAUCAUCUUGGACUUGAUAGGACCAAGAUUACGGACAAUGGAAAAGGGGGAGAAGUUGCGUUCCCACAUGAAAUCUAUAAUCUUUCUUCUUCUGGUUCUUGGUUCUUCUUCAGAUGCUUCUUGAUUGGAUGAUUGUGAUACAGAUGCAGAUGGAGAAGCUGAGAGAGGCUUGACACCAGCUUUACCGUGAACAAUUUCUUCUUGACUGGUCAACACUUCUUGUUCCAAAGAAACAACCGGACUUAAUUGGUUUUCUUUUUGUUGUUGAGCAACUGAAAUAGAUACAGAUUCUUGAUCUUUUAAUAAGGAAUUCUUGUGGCGUUCAACACCGACUGGACUUAACAAAAUUAACUUUUCCACUAAAUUAUGAUUAAUGCCAGUGGCGGCAUCAAUAAGUUUCUGGUUGUAUUUAAGAGUGUAGGCACAACUCAAGUAACCCCCAAACGAAUGACCUAUCAAGACAAAGUUGUUGAUGUUUCUCUUCUUUCUCCAUUCCUCAAUAGAAUCAAUGAACCAGUCUUCCACUUUAUAAAUAUCUUGUUUAGUUUUUGAAGGAAAGUGUGGAAAGUUUGGUCUUGCACUAAACCCGAAUCCAAGCAAAUCAAUAGCAUGAAUUUUGAUUCCUGGGAUGGAUGAUAAGGAAUCAAAAUUGUCAAUGAAAAGACCCAACGAGGCGGCAUAACCAUGAACCAAAACAACUUCCUUAGUGGCUGGCAAACCAUUAGGAUUCAUUACUGCACUUGACUCGGUCACAGGUUCAAUAUUCUCGAUAAACAAUUCGUGGAUAUAUUUGCCAUCGCCUAGAUCAGUGUUGAUAACCGAGGCUCGUCUCUUACCAUCCGAUUCAGGGAAAAACGGCAAAUGUGACAAUAAGUUAGCUUCGACUUUCUCAUCAGAAUAGUCGCUGUAUACGGUUUGUUUGAUCCAAUCAAAUGCAGAAUCUUUCCAGGAGUAAAUUGGUCUCUUUCUGCCAUCAUUAAAUUCAUUCUUCUUGUUUCUCAUUCUACUCAUAGCAUCUGGGUGCUGAUCGGGAAGAUUGGGCUGGGCUUCUGUCUGUGUAGUCAUGGUGUGAUUUCGUUAAGUUCUAGCGUUGUUUGAAAGCCUGGAAGUGAAAUCCACGAGAGAUGGAAUU
Spathaspora passalidarum NRRL Y-27907 is the source of this 3409-nucleotide messenger RNA. RefSeq lists its product as uncharacterized. The coding region runs from base 1 to 1818 and encodes 605 amino acids. The record is from RefSeq and is a predicted model, not a curated record. The transcript has 2 exons. Lineage: Eukaryota; Fungi; Ascomycota; Pichiomycetes; Serinales; Debaryomycetaceae.